AUGCGCCCCACACAGCUGCUCCUUUCGGGGCGUUCUGCAUGGAAGGGACCAUACUUCGUUGCAUUUCCCAACCUCCGCGAGGCCCUCGAGAACCACGUCCCAAUCCAGACCAAGGCCCGCGCCUGCACCAUCCUGCCCACGUUCGUCGGCAUCCGCUUCCUCGUCCACAACGGACGCGACUACGUGCCCGUAAUGGUGACGCAGGACAUGGUGGGCCACAAACUGGGGGAGUUCUCGCCGACGAAGAAGCGGUUUAAGUUCGGGAAAAAGUAG
This is a messenger RNA of Mycena indigotica, 273 nucleotides long. RefSeq names its product Mitochondrial 37S ribosomal protein. The record is from RefSeq and is a predicted model, not a curated record. Lineage: Eukaryota; Fungi; Basidiomycota; Agaricomycetes; Agaricales; Mycenaceae. Gene Ontology annotation, molecular function: RNA binding; structural constituent of ribosome. The coding region runs from base 1 to 273 and encodes 90 amino acids. Gene Ontology annotation, cellular component: cytosolic small ribosomal subunit; ribosome. The transcript is spliced from 4 exons. Gene Ontology annotation, biological process: translation; ribosomal small subunit assembly.